AUGUUCAAUUUCGACAUCUCUUCCAUCUCGGACAACAUCUCCAGGUUCUGUUACGUCACUACUGUAUUCCUUAACACCCUUCUGAUCUAUUUGACUAUGAAUCACACUAAACAAAUAGUUGGAACUUAUAGAAACAUGAUUAUAAUUUUUGCCAGCUUUGGUAUGUGGUUCGCCACAACAAAUAUUUUACUUUUCCAUUCUUACAAUCGUUGCUUGGUAUAUUUCACCUUGGGCUCAGCAUUUCGAAAUAAGACUUCUGCUGAAUAUGAACUCUUGCUGUAUUCCACAAUGUAUGGUGUUAUUAUAAGCUUCCUAGCUGUUCAAUUCAUCUAUCGAGCAUGUGUGCUAUCAAAACCAAAAUGGACGAAAAAGUUUGAUGGUUGGAAAAUAUUAAUUUGGAUUCUCUACGUAUUCAUUAUGGGUGUUGUCUGGUCGACCGGAGUUGAUAUCGCACAGCCGGAUGAAGAAAUUUACCAGUACACGGAAAGGGAAAUUCUAGUAAAUUAUGGAGUUCAUGUCCACAAUAUACCAAUGUUUUCCAUACUGGCAUAUGUAAAAAAGUGUUUUCUUGGUAAGAAAGAAUAUGUUAAGUGUUUCAGAACGCUGAUGGUUUCCUCCGGUGGAACGCUUUUGCUCAUAGUCCAAUACACGAUUUGUCUGGUUUGUGGGAUAAUAAUGUAUCGUAGAAUGCAAGGGAGCAUGUCAUCGUUUUCCUGUCAGCAUGAGAAGCUUCAAAAGCAAUUUUUCGUAGCUCUGAUGUAUCAGGUAUUUCAAGAAGGUUGCCUCGUAUUCUUCCAUCUUCCAUCACUAUUCAUCUUCAUUUUACCAUUUUUCGAUACGAAAAUCAGUUUUCAUUCCACCGUACUCAUUUAUAGCUUCAAUGUGUAUCCACUGGUGGACUUGUUGAUUCUGUUGAAAGUGGUUUCUGAGUACAAAAUUGCUUUGAAAAGUUUGCUUAUUAGAUUUGAUAGAUGUGAAAGGAAAAUGUUCAGAGUUUCGCGAUAUGAUAGCUGGAGAAUGGGCAAUGAUAUUCCGGAACGGUGGCAUCCCAGAACCCUCGAUGUCUGUUGUCAAUGCGAGGAUGUAAACUUGAUGAUUUUCUAA
Messenger RNA from Caenorhabditis briggsae, 1104 nucleotides. The record is from RefSeq and is a predicted model, not a curated record. Lineage: Eukaryota; Metazoa; Nematoda; Chromadorea; Rhabditida; Rhabditidae.